AUGUCAUCAUCAUCGUUAAAAUAUAAUUUAAUCAAUGAAAAUAAUUCGACGCAGGGAAUUUCAAUUGAAGGCUGGAAAAUUGUUACCAAAAAGUUUUCAAUUCUUAAUUCACAAGAAAUCGAAAAAGUACAGAAAGAAAUAUUAGUUCCAUUACCGGAGAUGUUUUUUGGAAAUAAUUCAUUAAGUGUAUCAAACGAUGAAUAUGGCAUUUUAUUUGAAUUUUCACCAAUUGAUGCAUUAAAAUUAGUAGAUUUUACAAAGGAAGGGGGCGAAAAAGUUAAAGUUGCAUAUUCUAAAGAAUGGACACUCAAAAGUUCCAAGAACCAUGAACAUAUUAAGGAUGUCAUAAAGCCUUAUGAUUGGACAUAUUCUACUUUAUAUUCUGGAACAUUAAAGAUUGCAUCUAAAGGACAGAAAUUUGAAAAGACAACAGAACGCAUAGACAUAGAAAAACUUAAAAUUCCUGAACCAAUAUUAUUUUAUGAUGAAAUAAUGUUAUUUGAAGAUGAAUUAGCUGAUAACGGGACAGCUGUGUUAAGCGUUAAAGUGAGAGUAAUGGAAUCAGGAUUUUUCAUACUUCAAAGAUUCUUUCUAAGAGUAGAUGAUGUAUUAUUUAAAAUGAAUGAAACCAGAGUAUAUCAUGAAUUUGGUACAAAAAGUUUAUUAAAAGAAUAUUCAUCAAGAGAAGAACAUUAUUCUAAAAUCAAAGCUAAAAUACCUGUUUACAAAGGUGAUGAUAUAUCACAAUUAACUAAUCCUGAUUGGGUAUCUUCCAAGUUGACAAAUUCAGAAGAAUUGAUAUUAGAAAAAUUAAAUUUAUUGGGUGAUGAUUAUUCAAAAAUUUGA
Diversispora eburnea is the source of this 846-nucleotide messenger RNA. The record is from the annotation of a GenBank genome assembly. NCBI's taxonomy places the organism in Eukaryota, Fungi, Glomeromycota, Glomeromycetes, Diversisporales, Diversisporaceae.